UCGGAAAUCAUGUUGAUCCAUCCGUUAAUUGUUUGAUUUCCCGUCUCCGCUGCGGCCUUCUUCCACCGGGACGCUGCCGGAGUCACUGUUCAUCAGAAACUCCUCCGUUUCAGCUUGACUUCUGAAGAAUAAGGUUUGAAGGACCUUCAAUGUCUUUACGCAGACCUCCACUUCCUCGAUUACUUCUCAACAACGUUUCUUGCAUGAGAAACGCUCAACAAAUCUUACGCCAUACAAACAUCUCAAUUCACGAUGGUGGAGCCCUAGUACUCACCGGAGCAAACGGCUCCGGCAAGUCUACCUUCUUACGAAUGCUCGCCGGAUUCUCCAAACCAUCAGCUGGUGAGAUCCUAUGGAAUGGCCAUGACAUAACUGAGUCAGGAGUUUUCCACCAAUAUAAACUUCAACUCAACUGGCUCUCACUCAAAGAAGCCAUUAAAUCCAACUUCACUGUUCUUGACAAUGUUCAAUGGUUUGAAGUUCUUGAAAGUAAACAAGGAAAAUCUUUACCUGCUCUUGAGUUCAUGGGGCUUGGUAGACUUGUCAAUGAGAAAGCACGGAUGCUUUCAAUGGGUCAAAGAAAAAGAUUGCAGCUUGCAAGAGUUAUGGCCAUGGAUAGACCGAUUUGGCUGCUUGAUGAACCUUCUGUUGCUUUAGAUGAUGAAGGUGUGAAGCUUUUGGAACAGAUGAUUGCAGAUCAUAGGAGCCAGGGUGGAAUAGUCAUUGUAGCUACACAUCUCCCGAUUGAGAUUCAAGAUGCUAUGAUCUUGAGAUUGCCUCCCAGGUUUCCAAGAAGGAUAACUUUAGUAGACAUGCUUCCUCAUUGAGUAAUUAAUCAUGACGUUGGUGAUUUGAGUGGAUAAUAUCCCUAGUCUUAAACUUUUAUAAGGCAUGACGAAAAACCUAGAGUCCUUGCUAUUUUAGAGUUUUUGUCCUUAAUUGGUGAAUUUAUAUGUCAUUGGAGUUAAAUGGCAGUUAUGACCAUUUGGAUGGGUUUUGGUGAAAACUGAGG
Lactuca virosa is the source of this 1012-nucleotide messenger RNA. The record is from the annotation of a GenBank genome assembly. NCBI's taxonomy places the organism in Eukaryota, Viridiplantae, Streptophyta, Magnoliopsida, Asterales, Asteraceae.